GCUCCAGCUGGCCUGCUCAUACAGACUGUUAGAAUAUUUAUACAGUUCAAACUGCCCUGUUGACUUUCUUCGUUGCUACUAUGCAGUUUUCAUAUCUCGCCCUUCUUUGCCUGGGUGUCCUACACGCAGCGCUGUUGCUGGCGGAGGGAAACGGCGACGUGCUCGAGCUCGGGGACGCAGAUUUUGAGCGGCGUGUAGCCGAGCACGAGACCCUGCUCGUGGAGUUCUUCGCGCCGUGGUGUGGUCACUGUAAGAGGUUAGCUCCUGAAUAUGAAGCAGCUGCUACUAGACUAAAGGGCAUUGUGCCCCUGGCAAAGGUUGACUGCACUGCCAACUCUGAGACUUGUGAGAAAUUUGGGGUGAAUGGGUAUCCCACUUUAAAAAUCUUUCGAAAUGGCGAAGAGGCCUCUGCAUAUGAUGGUCUCCGAACAGCAGAUGGCAUUGUGAGCUAUAUGAAGAAGCAGGUUGGCCCAAGCUCUGUAGCUUUACACAGUGAAGCUGAUUUGGAUGCUUUCAUUAAUGUUUUUGAUUCCAGUGUUGUGGGCUUUUUCUCAGAAAGUGAUAAUCUACAGCUUGCUGAGUUUCUGAAGGCUUCAAGUGCUUUAAGGGACAGCUAUCGAUUUGCCCACACCACAGACCUGGGAAUAGGACAAAAACAUGGCGUGGACAAAGAGUGUGUACUGCUUUUUCGGCCUCCUCACAUGAGCAGCGUGUUUGAGGAUAGUGUGCUGACGUUUACUGACUCUGUCUCAGCCUCUACGCUACGCACAUUCCUCAGGGAGAACAUCUUUGGCCUUUGUCCUCAUCUGACCUCUGAAAACAGAGACAGUCUGAGAUCACAAGAUCUUCUUGCAGCCUAUUACAAUGUUGAUUAUGUACGGAAUCCAAAGGGUACAAAUUACUGGCGAAACAGGGUGAUGAAGGUGACGACUCAGUUCCUGUCUCGUGGGCUGAGUUUUGCUGUGGCUGACCGGGACGAGUUUCAGGAGGAGCUGGAGAAGGAGUUCGGACAGCAGUUAUCUAAUGGAGGAGAGAUGCCCCUUAUCACUAUCAGGACCAGAGCAGGACACAAGUACAUCAUGAAGGAGGAGUUUACGAGAGAUGGUAAAUCUUUGGAGAGGUUCUUAGAGGCUUAUUUUGCCAAUAGCCUUAAGAGAUACAUUAAAUCUGAGACAGUGCCAGAAACAAAUGAUGGCCCUGUCAAGGUUGUGGUGGCUGAUACUUUUAAUGAAAUUGUUAACAACCCAGAGAAAGAUGUUCUGGUGGAGUUUUAUGCUCCAUGGUGUGGUCAUUGUAAAAAUCUGGAGCCUACAUAUACAGAGCUUGGAGAAAAGCUGUCUGGUGAUUCCCAUAUUGUCAUUGCUAAGAUGGAUGCCACUGCCAAUGAAAUUCCUCCAAAUUAUGAUGUACAAGGCUUCCCAACUAUUUACUUUGUUCCUGCUAGACAAAAAGACCAACCGAGGCGUUACAAGGGUGGACGUGAGGUCAGUGAUUUCAUCAGCUACCUAAAGAAAGAAGCUACACAUCCACUGAUCAUUACCAAGCUAAGGGAUGACCUGUAAUUUAGCCCUGACAAUGAGAAAAGGCCAGGAUUUUAUCUGUGGACAAAGAGGCAUGUUUGUCUUUGUGUGCCCAGCUUAGCUUUUUUUUUUUUAAAUCAUGCUAUAAUGAUACCUGCCCAUAUUAUAUAUAUAUAUCCGAUAUAUAUAUCUCCACUAUUGCAUACAUGGACUAUAAAACAUCUGUAGUUAAGCUAUAAUUUCAGCAAUAGGAAUACAAAUAAGUUGAACCUGUAUCAUUGCAGUACUUGUUAUAAAGCCAGUCCUUUUUCCUGGAGGCCACAAUCUUCCUUGGUACGAGAAUAGUCAUGGAAGUGACUAUUUUACACUUACAGUUUGAAGAUUGUUUGUGUUGUGUAUUAAUGUAUUUGGAGCUACUAUAGUGUUAAGGACAAGGAAUAUCAAAUCUGACAUUUUACAUAUUGUAUUUUAAGUUCAGUUCUAUGGUUAUUGGUACAUAUUUGAUAGCUUCUAACAAAAAAAAUCAACUUAACUUUUAUAAAUGAAUGUGAAAUUGUAUCUAGAUUAAGACUAGGAAUAUGGACAAAACCAGCAUAAUGGGAUUUUUGGCACUCAUUGCAGGUAUACUGUGCUGCAUUUAUUUAACCUAAAUAUUUCUGCUUUUUCAAAACUUUUGUUUAAUCAAAAUGGCUACAGUUGUUUAGAAUUUUCUUUUUUUUUUUUUUUAGCCUGCACAUUUGCGGGAUGUGUCCUCCCAUGAUAUCCGCAUUGUAAAGGUCAUUAUAAAGGUAAUUCCCAUUUUUUUAUUUAGGACUAAUCUGUUUAUCCUAAUAAUGUGCAUGUUAGUUUACAUUUUAACUCUGUGUGUGUGUACACACAAUACAUACAGUACAGUUAUGUUCAAAAGUUAGUACCCCCUAUUUUAAUUUUAUUUUUUCUGUAAAAACAAAAAAAUCAUCUGAUCUUAUCAGGUCUUAAUAUUAGUCAAAUACAACCUCAGAUGAACAACAUAUAACUUUUUUCAAAGUGCCAUUAUUUAGCAAAAAUAAAAGGAAAAGAGAUAACAUGAGCAGUGCUAAGUACCCCAUGUUUCAAUAGCUUGUAGAUCCACUUUAGCAGCAUUAACUUGAAGUAACCAUUCUUGUAUGAUUUUAUCAGUCUCUCACAUCAUUGUGGAGGAAUUUUGAUGCAUUCUUCUUUACAAAAUUGCUUAUGGGUAAUUGUCUUCCAUGCUCAGUCUCAGUGCGCGUACAUUACUCAUGUGUCCAAGUUGUUCUGACAGACACACACUGUCAGAGAGCAGUGAUUCUGUUCCCCCUCUUUCUCCUCUCUUACCAGCCACGAUUCUUUGCAGUGUUGAAUUGCAGGUUAAUUUGUUUUAUUUUUAUUUUAUUAUAUGAAUUAUUUUAUAUGAAUAUUUUUAGGCUGUGGACAAAUCAUCUGCGUUUCCUUUCAUUCUUUUGGGGAAAUUCACUUUGAUAUACAAGUCUUUUGGAUUUCAAGCACGCUACCAGAACGAACUAUGCUGGCAAUCCAAGGUUUAACCGUAUAUACUGUUUUUCUGGAGUUGUAUUUCCCUAAUAUUAAGACCCGAUAUGAUUAGAUAAUUGUUUUAACAUAAAAACCUCAGACAAACCCUACCAACUUUUGAACAUAACUGUACAUACACACAUAUGUACAUGUAUUUGAAACGUGCAUUAUCUUAAACACUGUCAGUAGCACUACUUUGUAACAACGGUCUUGAUAAACCACAUUAAUCAAAGGAAAGACAUACCAUAGUUUCUUCUCAUGAGGAAAUUACUACAUGUUUAAAGUGAAACAGCUUGUACUCAGCACUACCUCUUUACACAAUGUACUGUAUUUUAUUUUGUUCUUUAAAUCUGAUUAAAUAAAAACGAUGUCGA
Clarias gariepinus (North African catfish) is the source of this 3424-nucleotide messenger RNA. RefSeq names its product protein disulfide isomerase family A, member 7 (gene pdia7). Lineage: Eukaryota; Metazoa; Chordata; Actinopteri; Siluriformes; Clariidae. Gene Ontology annotation, cellular component: cell surface; endoplasmic reticulum. Gene Ontology annotation, biological process: protein folding; response to endoplasmic reticulum stress. The transcript has 13 exons. The record is from RefSeq and is a predicted model, not a curated record. Gene Ontology annotation, molecular function: protein disulfide isomerase activity. The coding region runs from base 81 to 1562 and encodes 493 amino acids.